AUGACACUCAGACAAUCGAACGCAGCCACCGUGAAAAAGCAUCGAACCGUAACGGAUACGUUAAGAGAAGAGGCUAGAUCGUUGCACGACGAGAUUGCUUCCGCGAAAGAAAAGCUGGCCGAAAGCCUCGCCGAUAAUGAGAAGACAACCGGAAAGCACCGUACGUCAGUCGCGGACGCGAACAGCAUGGGCGAACGGAACAAGAGGCUAGAAUCCGAAUUGGCGAAGGUCGUGGAAGAAAGAGACAAGCACAAAAAGGAGGUCCAGCGGAGAAACAAGUUGCACGAAGUGUUGAAAAAAGACAUCGAAAAAACGAAAGAAAUUUUACAGAGCUCGGAAUCGGAAUUACGCCAACAGCGUAACGAAAUCAAAAGAGCGCGAACUAAAACGGCCGAUUGCAAACGGGAGGUCGAUCAGUUGCAGAACACGAUAUCCGAUUUGCGAAAAGAGCGCAAAAACUCGAAAUCGGAAAUCGAUCGAUUGCGCCAACAGUUGACGUUGCGCAAGGAUUCUACGAACGAAACCGAAAGAAUGCGAACGAAAACGGCAGAUUACAAACGGGAGGUCGAUCAGUUGCACGAUAUCCGAUUUGCGAAAAGAGCUGAAAUUAAAAUUGUUUUUUAG
Messenger RNA from Anneissia japonica, 624 nucleotides. Its product is annotated as cilia- and flagella-associated protein 58-like. Bases 1 to 624 code for a protein of 207 amino acids. The transcript has a single exon. The record is from RefSeq and is a predicted model, not a curated record. Lineage: Eukaryota; Metazoa; Echinodermata; Crinoidea; Comatulida; Comatulidae.